CUGUCAGCAAUCACAUGAUUUUAAGCUUGUGAUGAUACGGAAGUGUUGGAAACUGAAGAAAGUACUGCCGUGCAUGCUAGAGCUUUCAGUUUGUUUCUUUCCUUCGCAACAGAUCUGCGUUGGAAAAUAUGGGUAGCUACAUCUGGACUCUGUGCGUUGUUCUGAGUGUGUGGCUAUGCACGUCUGGAAGUACAGCUUCGUACACACCAGACUGGGCCAGUUUGGACGCACGACCACUGCCAAAGUGGUACGACGAAGCAAAAGUCGGAAUUUUUGUGCACUGGGGUGUUUUUUCUGUUCCAGGGUUUGGCAGCGAGUGGUUUUGGUGGCACUGGCAAGGUGACAAAAAUCAAGCGUACGUGGAUUUCAUGACAAAGAACUACCCCCCUGGCUUCACCUAUGCAGAUUUUGCACCAGACUUUCGUGCUGUAUUUUUUGACCCAAAUGAAUGGGCUGAUCUCUUCGCUGUUUCUGGUGCAAAAUAUGUAGUUCUGGUAACUAAACAUCAUGAGGGUUUCACCAACUGGGGAUCCCCCUUCUCCUGGAACUGGAAUUCUGUUGACACUGGGCCACACCGAGACCUGACAGGGGAGCUGGCUGAUGCUGUACGGAACAGGUCACUUCACUAUGGUGUCUACAACUCCCUGUUUGAGUGGUUCAACCCCAUGUACCUCAGUGACAAGAAGAAUGGCUUUAAAACCCAAGAGUUUCCUCGGAAUAAACUACUCCCUGAGCUCUACAAUCUUGUCAUAAGGUAUAAACCCGAGCUGAUCUGGUCUGAUGGCGAUUGGGAAGCCCCGGAUACCUACUGGAAUUCUACAGAGUUCUUGGCCUGGCUCUACAACGACAGCCCAGUCAAGGACGUUGUUGUGACCAAUGACAGGUGGGGGGCGGGGUGUGCCUGUAAGCAUGGAGGGUACUGGAACUGUGCAGACAAGUUCACCCCUGGAACCCUCCCCAAGCAUAAGUGGGAGAAGUGCACGUCCAUAGACAACCUCUCCUGGGGCUACCGGAGGAACAUGAGGAUAUGGGAGCUGAUGGACCUGCCUGCUAUCGUCAAGGACCUGGUGACGACCGUGGCCUUGGGUGGCAACUACUUGCUGAACGUGGGGCCGACCCCUGACGGCAUGAUCCCUGCCGUGUUCCAGGACCGCCUCAUGGGGCUCGGCGCCUGGCUCAAGGCCAACGGAGAGGCCAUCUACGCCAGCCACCCCUGGCGCGUGCAGACUGAGAACUCCUCUCUCCCCGUGUGGUACACCUCAAAAGACUCCAGUGUGUAUGCCAUCGUUAUCGGGAAACCCACCGAGUCCAUGUUCCUACUCAAAACACCAGUGACUAGCAAAAACACAGUGGUGACAAUGUUGGGGUACUCCACCCCGCUGAAAUGGGAACCCCAGAGCCCCUCAGGCCUGGUGGUCCUCCUGCCUGAGAUACCGGACUCCGCUGGACACGCCUGGACCCUAAAGCUGGAGGGAACGUCAUGAGUAGUGUGUGUGUAAACAUAAGUGUCAAUCCUGAGUUCAACCUCUGCCACUAGUAUGACCCCUAACCAGCGAUAAAUCAUAUGAUUGGUUUAUGAACCGACACCAGAUGGGUUGAAGCGGCGACUUAUUGAAAUCAUGUGAAUCAGAAGGAAGAUACUAUUUUUUGGCAGCGGGGUGUUUUACUUCCUGUACCUGGGAUUGGCACACUUGUUUUGUGAGGCUCUCGGGGAAAAUCAAGGGGAACUUCCUUGAAUGCCUUUUUUUUUUGAUGAUUUCCAAAAAAAUGAGUUUGCAGAGUGUGGGGUGAUGGCAGUGUGUGAUUUUCAUUGAUGAGUGGUUGAUUACACCACUUUGAAUUAUGGAGCCUGAAGUUCACCAAAAUGAAAGUUAAAGAGGAGAAGCAUUCCCUGUAUUUUUUGCAAUGAAGAUUGUUUUUUACCCACUUAAAUGACUUUCAUCAUUUUACACGCAGUAGAUUCAAGUCGUUCUGAAACGUUAUUCCGUUGCCUGUGUUUGUUAGUGUGUCUGUGUGGGGGGGUGGCCAUUUGAAUGGGUUUUAAGAAUGUAAAAAAAUGCACUGGACAUGCACAGGUGUGUUCCAACUUGAAAUGGUGAAUAGUAGUUGUAGACAGGAGCAACGAUGAUGGUACCACUUGGUCCAUAUUAAAAACAGGAGUUUCUGGAAUUGGGUUGAACUGAGGUGUGGCCUGAAAGAGGGAUGUACUUUAAAACCAUCUAAAUGCCUAUUCUUCCCUGCAAAGACAAAGUGCUCUAACUAUGCGACCAUAGAAAGAAGCAACAGGUUUGGCAACAAGACGACAGGGAUGACACAGAGAUGAGUCAAUAUCCAGUUUAAACUCAGGUUUGACAAAUUAUACAGUAACUGCCGUUUGUCUGUGUUAGGCAACACUAUUGGACGGGGCGUGGAAUUUUCCAGUCAAUUAUGACCACCUAUCAAAGAGCAGAAUUCAGAGAGAUGUGCACGUAUGGAACUGAGUAACAUGCUUUUUUUUUUCAUUGAUUUGUAUUGGAAUGAUGUGAAAUAAAUUUGUCUAUUUUUGCAUUGCA
Molecule: messenger RNA, 2552 nt
Organism: Engraulis encrasicolus (European anchovy)
Lineage: Eukaryota; Metazoa; Chordata; Actinopteri; Clupeiformes; Engraulidae
Product: tissue alpha-L-fucosidase-like
Exons: 8
Coding region: 129-1484 (451 amino acids)
Biological process (GO): glycoside catabolic process; fucose metabolic process
Cellular component (GO): lysosome
Molecular function (GO): alpha-L-fucosidase activity
Source: RefSeq, a predicted model, not a curated record